This is a messenger RNA of Porites evermanni, 1717 nucleotides long. Lineage: Eukaryota; Metazoa; Cnidaria; Anthozoa; Scleractinia; Poritidae. The record is from the annotation of a GenBank genome assembly.
AUGGCAUCGUGUGGAUAUUCCACGUUUGUUGGAGGGCCCUGUGGAGCUAGCCCUUCAAAUCCUGCAGAUGCAACGUGUGUAGCACUAGACAAAUGCACAAAAGACGUCAAGUCUCACUUAAACCAAUAUGACUGCUUUGAUUCGUCCUUGAAAACGGAAGCAGAUCUUCUUCUCGCAAGAGCAGGUAACUGAUUUGCACUGUAAAUAAAUAAAGCCUUUCCGAUGAGUUGAUCAAGUUGAUGCACUUUAACUGCUUGUUAUUAUAUGUCAUUCGUUUUAUUUUAUUUUAUUUUAUUCAUUAAUAUUAAUUUGUUUAUGCGUGGCACCGCAACUCCAAAGACCUCUCACCAAAGACCUCUCAAAGGCAGCAGCGUAGUUCCGGAAUUUGACUUACUAACUUUUGAUACUAACAGCUAACACAUUUUGCGAUUACCACAGGAUUGCUACAUGAAUUCACUGCGGUUUCUUUAUACAUUUUGUUUCAGGGAUUUUCGAAGUUGAUGAUAAUCAUAUUAAAAUGUCGAUUUGUCCACGACAUCGAGACGCCUUUGGUAUACGAUGGCGUAGCGGCAAAAGAACAUGUUCGGCUCCAAAAGACUGGGCGGCGCAUAAGAGUAAACAAGUCAAGGGAGAUCGGGGUAUCACCCUACCACAACGUAAAAGGAUCUUUAGGCUCACUUCAGUGCUUGUUCCAGUUGCGUCUCGUAAGUAACAAAAGAUAAUGCUAAGAAUUGCACAAUCCUCUAGUCCCUGGGAGCUGUGUAUGCAGCCGAAAGAAACCCGGCCAGAUGUUAUGUCUGGUCUGUGGCGUAGGCUGGGGACUGGUACUUAAAAUUUAGAAACAAUGAGCUGCCAUGAACAAAAAGCUUUAUGACCAAAUCCUAAUUCGAUGGGGAUCAAAUGCAUGUCUAAAUCAGUGAUUAAAACCACAUUUGCUGUGUUACAGACACCAACCAAAUUUGCAGUGAUUAUGGAGAUUCCACUGCAUUAUUUCACGAAGGCUGAAAUGGAUAUUCCGCAGAUUUUAUCGCUGAAUAAAGAAGAUGGGAAAUGUACUCAUGAGUUGUGUUUUUUCUGUUUUAAUUUUAGCCGUUUGUAAAAAAUGUCGGCUGGUGCUUGCAUCAGGGGCACCUUCAUCCCCGUGUGAAACAAAAGAAGAUGUCCCCCCUCCAAUCGCAAAAGAGAAACGAGACGUCUGCACAUCAUUUGCUUCAUCACCGUACAUUACAAAAGAGGAUGUUCCUUUCAAAGUCCAACAAGCAAAGGCAAAGGUAUUGUCAGUUGUUGACACUGACGAAACUGACUCGGUAAUAUAUUAUUAUCAUCAGAAUCAGAGACAGGAUUUGGAAUUGAAACAGUUUUCAAAUGGCUCCUUCUUGGGACCUCAACGAAAAAAAACCACAUGCACACAAAGAAACAGAUGGAGGAAGGAGGAUUGUUUUAAAUUAGAUCUGCACUUUGUUUUGCAGUUCGAAACAUGUAGAAUUAAAUCGAUGGCCAAAAUUUUUUUUUUUUGAAAUAAAAGCUACAGUUUUCAUCGUCUUCAUCAUUAUCAUCGGCCCAAUCAUCAUCAUUGCCAUUAUUUUGUAUUACUGUGAUAGUCGCUUAUAGCUUUUUAACUCCUUAUAUUAUUUUAUUAUUCUCUUUCUUAAUUUGGCUUUCUCUUUUCUUCUUUUCUCUUUUAUAUUUCAGGACAAUGAAAGUACCUCUGGUUUAA